This is a messenger RNA of Peromyscus leucopus (white-footed mouse), 3908 nucleotides long. RefSeq lists its product as uncharacterized. NCBI's taxonomy places the organism in Eukaryota, Metazoa, Chordata, Mammalia, Rodentia, Cricetidae. The coding region runs from base 476 to 2161 and encodes 561 amino acids. The record is from RefSeq and is a predicted model, not a curated record. Gene Ontology annotation, molecular function: zinc ion binding; nucleic acid binding. The transcript has 2 exons. Gene Ontology annotation, biological process: virion assembly.
AAGGAGUUUGUUGGCGGGCUCGGAGCGGUCCGGUUACGGGAGAGACCCGGGGCUGCGGCGGUGCCCGCGGCGGCGGCAGCGGCGGCUGCGACUUCCCGCGCGUGGGCCGGCACGGGACUGGAGCGUCACUUCCCGUGGGGUGUGCCCCUUGAGACAUUCCGAGGGCCGCGGCUCGCUUUCGGUUUGGCUGGCCCAAGGCUACAUCAAAAGAAAACCAGUAAGCACCUGUCCGAGGAGGCCUCUGUGGGUAAGUCCUCCAGUUUUCCUAAGAUGACAUCUGGUCCUGGUCCUGUUGGGAUCCCAUUUAGGGACAGUGAGGUGUUUUAGGAGACACAUGAACUCCUGUCCAGGGCUCUAAGGAGAAGUCACACUGCCCGCCUGGUUCUUGGGCCCCUGUGCCCUGUGCUGUUUUGUCUUUUCUGUCUCUUUUUCCUGAGUUUUCUGUGGUUUGGACUUGCGGUGACUGGUCGACAAAAUGGGAAAUAAGACUAGUAAAGUUGAUACUCCCUUAAACUGUGUACUGGACAAUUUUGAUGAACUUUACACCCGUAGUGUUAAGAAGUGUUACAAGUACCGUAUUACCAAGAAACGUCUCCGGAACUUCUGUCAAUAUAUAUGGCCCACGUUCGAGGUCAGAUGGCCCUCUAGGGGCACCUUCGAUCCCCAGGUGGCAUGGGCCGUAGUAGAUUUUGCCCGCCGUUUACCUGGUGAGCUGAACCAAAUUGGAUACAUUUUGCCUUGGGCAGAAGCAACAUCUAAUCCACCGCCCUGGAUGAAGGAUUAUAUGGUCAGAAAUGGCCUUCCUCAUUCCCCAUCGCCUCACCUCCCUCAGCCCCCACCUCAACCCAAACCUGUGACACGUCCCCCACCUCAACCCAAACCUGUAACACACACCCCACCCCAACCCAAACCUGUAACACACACCCCACCUCAACCCAAACCUGUAACACACACCCCACCUCAACCCAAACCUGUAACACACACCCCACCUCAGCCCAAACCUGUAACACACACCCCACCUCAGCCCAAACCUGUGACACGUCCCCCACCUCAACCCAAACCUGUAACACACACCCCACCUCAGCCCAAACCUGUAACACACACCCCACCUCAGCCCAAACCUGUAACACACACCCCACCCCAACCCACACCUGUGACACGUCCCCCACCUCAACCCAAACCUGUAACACACACCCCACCUCAGCCCAAACCUGUAACACCCCCUCCACCUCAACCCCCACCCCAAGCUCUACCCCCGCCCUCUGAUGCCUGUGUGCCUUUUACCAGCACUGAUCUUUAUAACCAGAACAUCCAGAACCUUCCUUUCAGCACAACGCAGAGCUAUAUAGCCUAUGAGCCUUUAACCACCAGGGAUCUUCUUAACUGGAAGGUGCAGUGCCCCCCUUUUAGCACAGACCCAAAGCCCCUAAUCUCUCUAAUUGAAAUGAUCUUCCUCAUCCACCGUCCUACUUGGGAUGAGUGUCAAAUCAUCUUAUAUAUCCUCUUCACAAAGUGGGAGCGGGAAAAGAUUCUGAAGGAUGCAGCUAAAGAACUUUGUGGAAUGGAUGCCCUGCCUACACAGAGACCAGACUGGAACUAUAGGACAGAGGAAGGUAGGAGGUUCCUCAGUGAUUACCACCAGGCUUUGCUCAAGAGACUAAAACGGGCAGCCCGGAAGCCCACCGACUUUUCCAAGGUGACAGAUACAAAGCAAGGUCCGAAGGAACCACCGGCAGCGUUUCUCGAACGCCUCCUGGAGGCGUACCGUGACUAUACAUCCAUAGAUCCAGAUGACCCAGCAAACCGCUUCACGGUUAACCUGAGCUUCGCAGCCCAGUCUUCCCCAGACAUACGUAAAGAAAUUCAAAGCAUGGAUCGAUUUUUUGAGAUGAGUAGGUUAGAAUUAUUGCAAGUCGCCCAGGAAGUGUUUGACAAUAGAGAGAUGGAAAAACAAAUUGAGCUGUUUAAGCAUGUGAUCUAUGGGCAACAUUCCUUUGGCUCCUUCAGUCCUGGCCAAACAACAUACAACAGAAGGGGGAGGCCUCUGCGAAGAGACCAGUGUGCUUACUGCAAGGAAUUGGGGCACUGGAAACAUGAAUGCCCCAAACAGAGAUGGGUAGGUCCUCCCUGGCCAAGGCCACGUUUGGCUUUAGGAGAAUAGUGGGGCCAUAGCUUUUUCAAAUCAGCCCCCCAGGAGUCUAUGGUAAUAAUCUUUUCAAUUAGUACCAACCUGUAAACUUCAUAGUCGAUAUGGGGGCUUCACAUUUGGUAUUACAAAACCCCUAGGGCCUCUUGCCAUUCCAACAAUGGAAAUGCAGGGGCCAACAGGGGAAGUCAGAAAAUCUAAAUGGACUACAACAUGGACUGUUAAUCUGGGAGAGAGGACAAUGAUCCAUUCCUUGUUAGCCUUGAAUGUGCCCAAUCCCUUUGCUGGGAAGUGACGUCCUAAGCAAGCUCCAGGCAACCAUCUCAUUCUCAGGAGAUAAGCUAGGGUGCCCAGCCACAAUCCUGACCAUUACCUGUCCCUUAAUCCAGUAGUACCUCCUGCUCUUUCUCCUCUAGGGUCUGACCCACGCCCCUGAGGGGAGACUAAAAGAGCAGGAUCAGGGAUGUUCUUGCUGUCUGAGCCAGAACCAGUCCUGGUCUGGCCAGGCAUGUGCUGCCAGUUAUAGCUCAGCUGACUUCUGAGGCCAUGCCCAUCUGAGUCAGACAGUAUCCCAUCAGUACAGAGACCAGAGAGGGAAUCAAGAUACAUCUCAGUCGCCUCCUCAAGACAGGCAUACUCAUUCCAUGCCAGUCAGCCUGGAACACCCCUAUUACCGGUCCAAAAGCCUGGGACCAACCCUAUCGACCAGUCCAGGGUUUAAGGGGAGUGAAUGAGCAGGAAGAAACCUGUUUGCCCAACUGUUGCUAACCCUCUUCAUACUCUGCUCAGCAUGCUGCUGCCUGAGCGGGUUUAUACGGUGCUGGAUCUAAGGGAUGCGUUUUUCUCCAUUCCCUUGUCAAAACUAAGCCAGCCCAUCUUUACAUUUGAAUGUGCUGACCCUGAACUGAGAAUAUCAGGGCAACUGACCUGGACUGGAUUACCUCAGGGGUUCGGCAGUUCCCCUACCAUCUUCGAGGAAGCCCUCAACUGGGAGUCUCUUCUGCAGUGAGUAUCCAAAAGUUACCUUACUCCAGGAUGUGGAUGAUUUGUUGCUGGGUGCAAAAAAAUUUAAGGACUGUUUAGCUACUCGGGGUCUCUUUAAGAACUCUGGCUCAACGAGGCUAUCAAGUUUCCACGGAGAAAGCUCAAAUUUGCUCACUGUGGGUCACCUAUUUGGGAUAUGAAUUAAAGGAAGGAGAAAGACUGUUAUCAAAGGCCUGGAUAGAAGUCAUAAUUUGAACCCCUACUCAAACCACAAAGAGGCAGAUUAGAGAGUUCCUGGGAGCUAUUGUGUAUUGCUGCCUCUGGAUACCCAGGUUUGCUGAAGUUGCCAGGCCCGUGUACUCAGCCAUGGCAGGGCUAACACCCCUUUGGAGUGCACUGAGGAAAGUUAGCAGCUCUUAAAAGGCGCUUAUGCAGGCUUCUGCCUUAGCUCUUCCUGACACCUCCAAGCCCUUCCUCCUCUAUGUCCAUGAGAGAAAGGACAUUGCCAAAGGAGUCCUGACCCAAGCCCUGGGCCCCUGGAAAAGGUCAGUUGCCUACAUUUCAACAAGAUUGGAUCAUGUGGCCUCAGGACGGCCCCCUUAUCUACAAGCCAUGGCAGCUACCAAUCCUUGUAAAGGAGGCAGACAAGCUUACCCUGGGACAGAAUCUGACCAUAACGAUCCCACAUGCAUUAAGACUCUCAUUAAGAGAUGAUACUGCCGGGCGGUGGUGGCGCACGCCUUUAAUCCCAGCACUCGGGAGGCAGAGCCAGGCGGAU